GAUAACAUAUUUAGCCAAUAAAAAGAAAGUGCGCCAGUUUUUAAUUUUUGGGUUGUCUUGGUCGUUAAAUUGACAAACAGACACAGUUUGUGUCUGUUUGUUUGCUUGAUCUGCCGGCUCUAUGGAUUCACUGGAGAGAAAACUUUUGACUAAAGUUUAUGUCAGAGAAACUAAAAAAUCAUCUUUAAAAUUAAUCAAAUGGUUGCAAAUGAUUGGCUUGUUAAAACGCAAAAUUAAAUGCAAAAACUGCGGGCAUAAAAUGAACAUGGUUCCCUCCCAGACCAAGGACUGUUACAUCUGGGAGUGUCGACGUAAAAGAUGUGGGCGGUUGAAAAGAAGUGUCAGGUCAAAGUCACUCUUUUCACAAUCACACUGCAGUCUAUUCACAUGGAUGAAGUAUAUUCACAGAUUUGCACAGGGUUUACAUCUACGGCAAGUAGACAUGCUUCAAGAAGGCAUUGCAAAGAGCACAGCAACACUUUCUAUGAUGUCAACGAAACUCAGAAGAAUUUGUGUAAAAAGCCUGGAAAAGCACCGAAAGAAAAAAAGGCAGAAAGUUGGUGGAGUUAAUGUCGUUGUUAACAUUGAUGAGAGCAAGUUCUGCCAUAAACGCAAGUAUGCAAGAGGACGCUUCGGUAACACCUGGAAGAGAAAGCGAACGUGGGUGUUUGGUAUACUUGAGAUCAAAGCGGCAAGCAGACGUCCAAUUCUUCGCCUUGUGAAGAAAAGAAACAAGCAGACCCUUGUUCCAAUAAUCAAAAAACAUGUCAAAAGAGAAAGUUUAGUUGUGAGUGAUGAGUGGAGAGCAUACGCCAGCCUUUCCCAGGAGGGCUACAAGCAUGUCAGAGUAAACCACAGCCAGAACUAUGUCGAUCCACAAACAGGACUACACACUCAAAACAUUGAGAGAGCAUGGCAGACGUACAAAAGGGAAAUAUGGCGUAUGCGGGGGAAUCGGUCUGAGAAGGCCUUAAAAAAACAACUCUGCUUUAUUGAGUGGACUUACUGGUUGGCCAGAAGACAUAAACAUGGUGUACUUGGAAGACUUCUCAAGGACAUAAGGAAUGGUAACCACAGUUUAAGAUCUUUCUGUAAAUGUUGAUGAUGCAUUAACUCGAUUAGCAUACCCACUGUCAUGAAAGGCAGAAUUAAUUAAUUAUUAUUAUUAUUAUUUUAUUUUUUUUCCCUUGGUGUUGUUGGCCCAGUUUGUUUUCCCCUACACAAACCUUCAAUAACACUGCAUAGUAAAGACUUUGAUUAAUUGUAGUGCUGGCCAUGCAAUGCAGCAUGUUUGUUUUGUUGUUGUUUUUGUUUUUCAUGUAAAGU
This is a messenger RNA of Onychostoma macrolepis, 1326 nucleotides long. RefSeq lists its product as uncharacterized. The record is from RefSeq and is a predicted model, not a curated record. The transcript is spliced from 4 exons. The coding region runs from base 122 to 1102 and encodes 326 amino acids. NCBI's taxonomy places the organism in Eukaryota, Metazoa, Chordata, Actinopteri, Cypriniformes, Cyprinidae.